AUGAAUCCGACAGAAAAAAAAGUAAAAGCAAGAACAAAAUCUACUUAGCAACAAGCAUAGCAAUCUUCAAAGACUGAGAAAACUAAUUUGGAAGAGUCAAAUGAGAAAGAUAAACAAUAAUUAGGAAUUUCACGAUUGAUUAGUAGUAGCUCAACAUCAACUACAUAACCUCCCCGCUAAACAUCCUCGCAGCUACUUAAUUAGCAAUCUUAAUCUUUAAAUUCGAUAAAUAGUUAGGUUCCUUAGUUGCAAUCAUAAUCAUCUCAGAAUUAGCAGUAGGCAGCUAAAAUCGAUUAUAAAAAAUAAAAUGCAGGGAAAUAUAAGCCUCUUUAUUCAACAGAUUCUGAUGAUGAUUUUAUUCCCAUAAAAAAGAAGAAAAUUGAAGUAGAGCAGAAACCUGUACAACAAGUAUAAACUAAAAACGAAGAAAUCAAGCAAUCUAAUGUUAUUAUUAUUCCCGUUGCACCUCUAAAUAUAAAUAAAUGCUUUUAAGAUAUAUUGCUGCAAACAUCAAAAGACUAAUACUUAUUGACCAUGAUUAAAACCAUCCUUUCAGCAGGAAGUAAGAAAUUAGCAGAUAAAUAAAGUGUUUUCAAAAAAACAUGGACUUAAUUGAGAAAUUCAAAUUGCUCCCAUGAAGAAUAUUUAAAAUGGGAGGAAUAGCUUAAAAGAAAUGAGGCAUAUGAGAUUAAAGAUAUAAAGGAAACGACUAUUUAAAGAUUGAUAAACAGCAAAAUUAGAGGUUUUGUAAGUUACGAUUAGCUAUUAGAGAAAGGUAAAAAGGAAUAUAUUAUCAGAAAUAAAUUAGAAGAAGAUUCGCCUAUUUUAUCUAAAGAAUUCAAGCUGGAUGAGAAAUCAUACGAUGAAUUUAGAAAUGAUUAGUUUACUUUACUAGAAAAAUUAAUGAAAGAAAAUAAUUUAGUGGCUAUUGAUAUGCUAAAACCAGAUAUGAUGAAGUAAGCCAGAGAAUUAGGCAGUCAUGUUUCUAUUAAUCCAUAACUGAUAGAUGAAGCACUACUUGAUUAAGACCUACUACUUCCUGGACAUAUAGAUAAAAGUGAUGUGGAAAAGUAGUUAGAAUUCUUAGAAGAAGAGGAAAAUAUUGUUUAAAAAGUUAGCUUAUGUAAAUAUUUUGAAAAUAAAUAAAAAAAUGAGCAAUCUGCACUAACAUAAAAUCAAUCCACAGACAAUGGUAGCAAGUUUUCUUCAUCUUUUACCUCUCCUAAUCAAAAUAGCAGUAGCAAUAACGAUCCUUACGAAAUAGAAAAAAACAUAGAAAAGUAUUCAUUCUAGAAAAUUUUUAAGAGCUAUGAUGAUUUUAUUCAUUUGCAACCUUCUGACAACUGUUUGAUUGCAAAAAGAGUAAAAUCUCUUCUUUUAGAUAUAAAAUCUGAUGAACUGUUCACAGAUGCCAAAUUUUAGAAAGAACAAUUUGAAAAAUACUAAAAAAUGCUGAAAUAGAUAAAUGAUAUAGAUUAAUUUGAUAUUAAUAAAGUAAGUGAAGAAACUCUUAAAAAUUUAGUGGAAAUAGCCGCUUACAUUAUGAAUAAUGUACAUUAUUUCUAAAAAUUUAAUUUAAAAUGCGAUUUACUACAUCCUUUAGAUUUAUUAUAUGUGACUGAAAAAUUUUUAAAAUAAUCCAACAACCAAAACUCUUCAUCUUCAGGGUCAUCUUCAUCAUCUAAUUCCUCUACAAACUCUAACUAAGCUGCUACAGUAAAUAUAUAAAAUCAAAAAAGCUGA
Tetrahymena thermophila SB210 is the source of this 1743-nucleotide messenger RNA. RefSeq lists its product as hypothetical. The record is from RefSeq and is a predicted model, not a curated record. NCBI's taxonomy places the organism in Eukaryota, Ciliophora, Oligohymenophorea, Hymenostomatida, Tetrahymenidae. The transcript is spliced from 5 exons.